This is a messenger RNA of Papaver somniferum (opium poppy), 817 nucleotides long. Its product is annotated as cytochrome b-c1 complex subunit 7-2-like. The transcript has 4 exons. The record is from RefSeq and is a predicted model, not a curated record. Gene Ontology annotation, biological process: mitochondrial electron transport, ubiquinol to cytochrome c. Lineage: Eukaryota; Viridiplantae; Streptophyta; Magnoliopsida; Ranunculales; Papaveraceae. Bases 163 to 534 code for a protein of 123 amino acids.
AAUUCAUACACCUAACAAAAUAUUAUACCCCAAAUCCAACGGACCGAUACACACCGAAGUUGCGGGGAAGGAAUAGGUAAAGCUAAAAACCUGAGAGGGCAAAUUUCUUAUAUUCAUUCUCCUUCUGAAUCUAAUCUCUAGAGAGAGAGAGAGCGAGAAACAAUGGCGUCGACACUGUUGAAAACCUUCCUGGAUCCAAAGAAGAACUGGUUAGCUGGUGUUCACAAGAAAGCCAUAGCUAAUCGUCUCACUCACUACGGUCUUCGAUAUGACGAUCUAUAUGAUCCAUUGAUGGAUUUGGAUAUCAAAGAAGCUUUAAAUCGUCUACCUGUUGAAGUCGUUGAUGCAAGGAAUCAACGUCUUAAACGUGCCAUGGAUCUGUCUAUGAAACACGAGUACCUUUCUCCAGAAUUGCAGAAAAUGCAGACACCAUUCAGGACCUAUCUUAGUGAUAUGUUGGCCCUGGUAAAGAGGGAGAAUGCAGAGCGUGAGGCACUUGGAGCUUUACCUCUCUACCAGAGACAAAUCCCGUAAUUGGGGAUUAGUUUUCUUUUGUUACUCCCGUCGAACAGUGUUAUUAAUAAUGUGGCUACAAUGUUUGAGAGGCGUCAAUUUAUACUGUUCUUCUUUGUUAUUUGGUUCCAUAUUUUUACAGCAAUCCUGUAAACUUUUUAUCCGAUCUGCCUCCUGUUUUGAGAAGUGGGUGAAAUGGCAACGUGUCUCCUCUAUAAAAAAAAUUAGCGCAUUUUGUGAAUUUUGAAAUCCUACUGACAAGGAAAUGCCUGCAUAAAAACAUUUUGCAGGCAUUUCAUAAUUA